UCCCCUAAGCCACCGACUCAUCCCUUCUGAGAAAAAUUGGUAACAAGCUUAAUUUUUCCCUUCCUUUUCUUGUUAAAGAACUGAUUUUAGGACCUAGAACCCUCCCUUUGAAGUGGGAAUUUAAGAUCUGCUCUGUUUCUUCCCCUCGGUCUGUCCGCUGUUCUGCUGGGUGUGAAUCCUUCGGGAUUUUUGUUUUCAUGAUUUGUUCUCCAGUCUCCGUCGGCCUCCAUACCCGCCAGCUCCGGUUUUGGCUGCUGGAAAAAUACUGAUUCCUGAUCGUUCUGUCAGUUAGCACUGAGAUCGAGUCUUCGGUUUAUGCGAGUGGAGUAAGUAACUUAUGGUAAUGCCCUAGAUUUAAGGUAAAGCUUUUAAAAGCAAAUUUUGAUGGUUUUGAAAUGGUGGCGGGACUAAACCCGUUUUACACGAGCAUGACUGAUUUGAAGUGAAAUUUUUAUGCUUUUCAUUAAAUUGAGCAUGCCUACUUGAAAUUUAAUUGAUUGUCCUGAUGAUCUGAAAGUGAUUGGUGAAUUUUGAUUUUUCUGUUAAAUCCAUGCCCACAUGGAAAUUUUCUAGGUUAUUCGUGAAAUUGAGUGAUUGUGAAUCAUCGAUUUUUCUGUAAAUCUUACCUGGUUUUGUCCCCGAUAUGGUCAUGUUAUUCGUGUACCCGCUAGUGGGAGAUUUAUAAACGCUAGCACAUGUCGACAUAUUAUUGAUAGAACCGAUUAGUUUGAGUGACCCUGCUAGUCGGGGUUAUACACUAGUAAAUCGUGUGCCUGCCAGUGGGAGGUUUAUAACACUGGUCAUGACCUAUAGAGGAGACGUCUAUUUGGUUCCCGUACUGUAACUGUUUUUCGUGAUUGUACUUGUUGGCAUGCUUUAAGUUUAACAAAGGGCACUCCAUAUUUUACUUACUGAGUUAUCUCACCUCUUUAUUAUCUUCAUAGUUUCUCCUUUUAAUGGGGCCCACAUAAAAAUUUAUUUUCUCUUUUCCAUUUUCAAUCAAAUUCCCCAAAAAUCACAGUUUUCUUCGUUUCUCCUUUCAUUUCCUUUUCAAAUUAAAAACCCUAAAAACCAAUCAGAUCAUCCUUCUUAUUCUUUCUCUCCAAAAUCAAAAUCAAAAUCAAAGUCUCUCUUUUCCCUUCAUCCUUUCCGGUGUUCCGCCUCUUCUUUCCCUGAGAAGCAUCACACGAAUCCACCUAAAUCUGAUGAUGUCGCGGAGCUGCCUCUGUUCCCUCUGCCACUGGUUCUCUUCCCCGGUGCCAUUCUUCCAUUGCAGAUCUUCGAGUUCCGCUACC
Molecule: messenger RNA, 1295 nt
Organism: Rubroshorea leprosula
Lineage: Eukaryota; Viridiplantae; Streptophyta; Magnoliopsida; Malvales; Dipterocarpaceae
Source: the annotation of a GenBank genome assembly